This is a messenger RNA of Helianthus annuus (common sunflower), 820 nucleotides long. RefSeq lists its product as uncharacterized. The transcript has a single exon. The record is from RefSeq and is a predicted model, not a curated record. The coding region runs from base 105 to 563 and encodes 152 amino acids. Lineage: Eukaryota; Viridiplantae; Streptophyta; Magnoliopsida; Asterales; Asteraceae.
ACCACCUCCUCCAUAACCAAACGCAUCACACACAAACAUCUCAAAUAACAAGUUUUUUGUUGUUUCAAUUCACCAAUCAGAUCGUUUGUUCGAUCCCGAUCGCAAUGGGCAACAGUUUAAGAUGUUGUUUGGCUUGUGUUCUUCCAUGUGGUGCUCUUGAUCUGAUCAGAAUAGUUCAUCUAAACGGCUACGUUGAAGAGAUCACUCGUCCGGUCACCGCGGGUGAGGUUUUAAAGAACUACCCUAAUCAUGUGUUAAGUAAACCAUGUUCUCAAGGUGUUGUUAGGAAAAUCUUGAUCUUAUCAAACAGUACCGAGCUAAAAAGAGGUAGCAUAUAUUUCUUGAUCCCAUCUUCAUCAGUGCCAGAAAAUAAAAGAAACCCGCAACAAAAAGAUUUAAAAAAGGUGAAGAAAGUGGUCGAAUCCAAUGAUGUCGUCGUUGCGGUGCAAUCUUCGGAUGUUGUGGUGGUGUCGGAGAAGAAAAAGGGUGGUCACCGGAGAGCACGCCGGACGGUUCAGGCUAGUGAAUGGAGGCCUCAUCUUGAGAGCAUUUUUGAAGAAUAAAAAAAAAAGUUCUUUUUUGUGGGGUUUAUUUGAUUCUUGUUGUGAAAAAAAUAUAUAUUCUUGUGGAUAGAUUUGACAUUUUUUAAAAAAUUUUUACCUUGUGUUUAUGGUUUUUUAUAAACUAAGGUAGAUGUCUCUUUUGCCAUAAGAAAGUCAUGAUGAAGAGAGAAUGAGAGCAAACAUAUGCCCCAAGUUCAUGUAAUGUCAUGUUCCAAGUUGUAAUUAUUAUUUAUAAAUAUUUUUGCUUUUUUUAUAUA